Molecule: messenger RNA, 548 nt
Organism: Aspergillus campestris IBT 28561
Lineage: Eukaryota; Fungi; Ascomycota; Eurotiomycetes; Eurotiales; Aspergillaceae
Exons: 1
Coding region: 111-458 (115 amino acids)
Source: RefSeq, a predicted model, not a curated record
CUUGGUUUGAGUUAUUUACCCUGUGUGACACCAAUACUGGCCCGUGGACGGCCUCUGGUUUCUUUCUGUCUUGUAUCGUGUCUGGCAUUUCCCCCGGUUUCCCUUCGCCCAUGUCUUCGCCGAAUGAUGUGGCUCGACUGGCCUGGAAUGUUUCCAGGCGCCCUGCCACCUCAAUAAUGGUAAACUGCAGGUGUCUUUCAUUCGGACCAUUCAUAUCAAGUGCCAUUCACGCUCCUUGCCUCUGCCUCAUCCUGGUUGGUUAUGUCAUUGUAUUUUUGCUUUUGGCAAUUAAUCAGUCCUUGGUAUCUGCAGGGUUGACCCCGGUGUGUUUGCAUCCAGCCCUGGUAUUUCCAGUGGUCUUCUCUAGUCUUUCAGUGGUCUUCCCAGCAGUGGGUCGUCCAGCAUUAUCAUCCCGAGGAAUUCCUCGAAUCACAGAAACACCACCAGAUCCCCAGUGAAUUGUUCACCUUCCCUGAUUGCUCGAUUCGUUUUGGGAUAUGACCCGAAGAAUGCCACGCAACAAGUGUGGCUGCACCGAGGAUCGCCGC